AUUCAAGUGUCACAUUUCGAUUUCGAUUUGCUUCGUUUGAGAGCGCUGGAGGGAUGGUUUUUUUUGAACAGCUAUUAGUAUUGUCUAGAACUAGUAGAAGCCGACGGCAAGCCUUAUGAUUUGUUUGUGCAGUAAGCAAGUGGAAGGUUUGAUUGGAUUUAUCUAUUCAGAACGCUGACAGUCCCUUAUGGGAUGCACGAACGUUUCUUUCUACAUUUCUACUGGAGUCUGAACAUUGUUGAGCAGUGCACCGUGCAAAUUGUUUGCUGAAAGAAUGCCUGGAUCAUACAAACCGUCCACCAAGGACAUAAAACAGUUUAUAGCAGUGACUGGAGUUAAACGCGAUGCUGCAGUCUUGAUGCUGGAGGCAUGCAAUGGAAACGUGGAAUUAGCUAUUCAGUUGCAAUUGGACUCAGGUGGAAAUGAUCCCAGUGCUAGCAAUGGCACUGCCUCACGCUCCGCGCAGUCAGCGAGCAGCAGUAGUAGCAGCAGUGGCAGAUCUCAUGCUCAAGCAACUGCUUCUACACAACCGGCUGCUGAUUUGGACGAGGAUGGGAUCCGCGCUCCUAUCCCAGCCAGACGAGAAGUGCUGGUCGGCAAUCCUGGUCUUCUACCUGCUCGACGCAGGACGAGGGUGAAUGCCAACAACCCGUUCAAUCACAUGCGAGAUUUCCAAGCAGAGGGAUUGUUGAACGUUGAUGGCGUAGGACCAAGAGGCAACGGCACCGAUAGCGGGAUUGGUAACCUGUCACAUCUGUUCCGGCCGCCGGUUGAUAUCAUGUUCCGCGGUUCACUGGAGGCGGCUAGAGAAGCUGGCUCAGCAGCUGGCAAGUGGAUUCUCGUCGAUAUCCACGAUCCACAGGUCUUCGAGUGCCAGAAGCUCAACCGGGACCUGUGGCGACACAAGGACGUGCGGUGCAUCCUGGAAGAUAGCUUUGUCUUCUGGCAGGUGCAAGCUGAUAGCAUUGAUGGUCGCCGCUUCCAGCAGUUCUACACCUUUGGAGAAUGCCCGCAAAUUGCUUUUCUGGACCCGCGGACAGGAGAAAGACUGGAGCAUUUUGGCUUUAUGGAGCACGCCGAGUUUUGUAGGCGAGCAGAGGACUUCCUCUCGCGCCAUGCUCUUCCUAUCUAUGGGCUAGAGCCUGAGGCACGGACUACCGUUGCCCGUGGCUCAACAGUAGGUCAAUCCAGCGCAGCAUGCAGUACUCAGCAACGCUCAAGCUCAAGGCGUCCAAAGCGUGUUGGCGACGUGGAGGAGGCAGCAGAGAUGGCUUCUGCCAUUGCCGCUUCCAUAGUUGCGUCGUCGGGCGAGAAGUGUGAAAACGACCGCUCAUCGCCAGCAACGUCCAGUAUGGAGUCGUCUGCUGAUGAAGAUACCAAUCAUCGCGCUCAGUGCGUUGCCACAACCAGAGCUUCUCUGCGAAGCAGCCGCUCUAAACGGUCACGGGCUCUUCGUAUCUCCAGUGAUGAAGAGGACAGCAGUAGUGUUGUGUCUAGUAGACCUAGAACACGCGGUAAACGAAGGGCGCAAUCUCCUUCUCCGCCCGGCUCACCGAGCAGUGCAGCGCCAUCAAACAUACCCAGCACAGUUGGCAGAGCCAAGAAGCUAAAGAAGGUCCAGUUGGAUUCCAGCGUCAGCAGCGCCACCAAGGCGUUAGCAGCGGCGUCCGUUCAGGAGGCUCACGGCGGCAACCGGGCAACUGCUGCGACCACUGCACCCAGCCUGGACGCUACGCUGUCUGAUUCCCAACUGGCGGCAAGUGCUCAGGAUGAGUCCAUCGACACCAUGUCAAACUCCGUCCCGGAUGAUAUUCAGCCACCGCCGCCGCCACCUCCUGACUGGGUGUGUCAACCCGGUGAAAAGUCUAUUCGUCUUCUCAUGCGAUUGCCAGACGGCAGCCGGCACUACUGUGAACCACCUUCGUCAUCUACUCUCGCGGGUUUAGUUCAGUACAUGGCCCACCUGGGUUUCCCUGCGUCACGCCAUUCUCUUAUGACCCCCUUUCCGCGAAGACAGCUCACCGACUUUGAGCAAGACAGCACUUUAGAAAGCCUCGGCUUCUUUCCCACUGCAACCCUCUGUGUCGAGGAGUUGGACUAAGAUGGUUUAUUCGGACAUUUGCACUUCAUUGCUUGUUCUCUGCCGCUGUGGUGUUGGCUCUGUAAAGUGUUGCAGGUGUUGUCUUUGCACAUACGCCCCUCUUUCUCUCUUUCCGAAAACAAAACAGUCCCUUCUCCCUUUUCUCUUCCUCCCUGUUCUGGUGUUGGUUCGUUUGUUUGAUUGCCAGCACGUGUCUGUUUGGAUUCCUUCUUUGUGUUGUGUUGAAACGCGGCGGUGACCAACAGCUGCACUUUGUCGGCGAUGGGAAUGAAUCAUUCAAUGGUAUAUUUACUUCUUUGCUGAAUUGUCCCAAGUCGAUGAGUUUGCCAGGUAUCAUCGGUCCUAUGCUCUCAUAGCCUACCUGUCAGCUAUAGUGUUUUACUCCUAGUCUCUGCGGGGCAGUCUGGCACACUGCAAAGCUGCCAGUGACCAAGCAUUGUUCUGGUUUCGUUUUGGCUGCUUGCGUCGUAUUAUUCGUUGUGAGAACCAGUUAGUGGGUCUGUGCUCUUGGUAAGAACUGCAUUGCAUGACGUAGCCGGUUUUUUUUCUUUCAAUUAUGCGUGUCUAGCCUUCCUGCCAGCUUAUGCCUGUGUUCUGGAUUUACGCACAAUUGGAUAGCAGCCACUACAAGCAACUGCUUUUACUCAGGGGCUUUUUUACCCACCCGACAUAGAUUAUACUCCACACACUCUGUGCUGAUUUCGUAGCACAAUCAUGGUGUCUAUAUUAUAACUCUAGCUUUUCAAUAAGACUUCAUCUACCCCUAUCACAAACUUACCCUUGCAAUCUUCUGUGCUGUUGCUGUUCUAAUUACUAUCCGCUAGCCAUGAUUGCAAGAAGUGCUGCUUUCUUCUUCUUCUUUUUUUAUUACCUUGUCUGUGUUAUCAUGACCUGUCAA
Molecule: messenger RNA, 2999 nt
Organism: Sycon ciliatum
Lineage: Eukaryota; Metazoa; Porifera; Calcarea; Leucosolenida; Sycettidae
Product: UBX domain-containing protein 7-like
Exons: 9
Coding region: 275-2101 (608 amino acids)
Biological process (GO): proteasome-mediated ubiquitin-dependent protein catabolic process
Cellular component (GO): nucleus
Molecular function (GO): ubiquitin binding
Source: RefSeq, a predicted model, not a curated record